UUCACACUGGAGAGAGGAAGUUCACAUGCCAAAAGUGUGGAAAAAGCUUCUAUCAUGCUGGAAACUUUGAAGCACACAUGAGAAUUCACACCGGGGAGAAGCCUUUCAGCUGUAAGCAGUGUGGAAAGAGUUUCAGCCAAAAGCCAAACCUUGAUAUUCACAUGAGAAUUCACACUGGGGAGAAACCUUUCAGCUGUAAACAGUGUGGAAAGAGUUUCAGUCAAAAGUCACACCUUGAUAUUCACAUGAGAGUUCACACAGGGGAGAAACCUUACACCUGCGAACAGUGUGGACAGAGUUUUAGUCAAAAACAAAGCUUUAAAUCCCACAUGAGAAUUCACACUGGAGAGAGGCCAUACACAUGUCAAAAGUGUGGAAAAAACUUUCGUCAUGCAAGAAACUUGGCAGCGCACAUGAGAAUUCACACUGGAGAGAAGCCUUUCAGCUGUAAGCAGUGUGGAAAGAGUUUCAGUAAAAAGCCGCACCUAAUUGCUCACAUGAGAGUUCACACUAGGGAGAAACCCUACACCUGCGAACAGUGUGGAAAGAGUUUUGGUCAAAAACAAGACCUUUACAUCCACAUGAGGAUUCACACUGGAGAGAAACCUUACACAUGCACAGAGUGUGGUAAAAGUUUCCCACAUAUAAGCACACUCAAACACCACAUGAGAACUCACACUGGAGAGAAGCCGUUUACAUGCACUCAGUGUGGGAAGAGUUUCAGCCGAUCAUCACACCUUAAUGAACACAUGAAGAUCCACACUAGAGAGAGACCAUUCACUUGCACUCAAUGUGGAAAGAGUUUCACCCUAUCAUCACACCUUAACCGACACAAGAAGAUCCACACUAGAGAGAAACCCUUUACUUGCUCCCAGUGUGGAAAGACUUUUAACUACUCAUCAUGCCUUAAUGAACACAUGAGGAUCCACACUGGAGAGAAACCAUUCACAUGCACUCAGUGUGGGAAGAGUUUCAGCCGAUCAUCACACCUUAAUCAACACAUGAGGAUCCACACUGGAGAGAAACCAUUCACAUGCACUCAAUGUGGAAAGAGUUUCAGCCGAUCAUCACACCUUAAUGAACACAUGAAGAUCCACACUAGAGAGAGACCAUUCACUUGCACUCAAUGUGGAAAGAGUUUCACCCUAUCAUCACACCUUAACCGACACAAGAAGAUCCACACUAGAGAGAAACCCUUUACUUGCACCCAGUGUGGAAAGACUUUUAACUACUCAUCAUGCCUUAAUGAACACAUGAGGGUCCACACUGGAGAGAAACCAUUCACAUGCAUUCAAUGUGGAAAGAGUUUCAGCCGAUCAUCACACCUUAAUGAACACAUGAUGAUUCAUACCGGAGAGAAACCAUUCACAUGCACUCUAUGUGGGAAGGGUUUCACCCUAUCAUCACACCUUAAUCGACACAAGAAGAUCCACACUAAAGAGAAACCCUUCACUUGCACCCAGUGUGGAAGGAGUUUUGGAAGAAAAGGUGAUCUUAAGAUUCACAUGAGGAUUCAUACUGGAGAGAAACCAUUCACAUGCACUCAGUGUGGGAAGAGUUUUAGCCAUUCUUCAAACUUCAAUCAACACAGAAGGAUCCACACUGGAGAGAAACCAUUCAUAUGCACACAGUGUGGGAAGAGUUUCAGCCGAUCAUCACACCUUUAUCGACACAUGAUGAUUCACACUGGAGAGAGACCAUUCACAUGCACUCAGUGUGGGAAGAGUUUCAGCCAAUCAUCAUACCUUAAUGAACACAUGAUGAUCCACAUAGGAGAGAAACCAUUCACAUGUACUCAGUGUGGGAAGAGUUUCAGCAAAUCAUCAUCGCUUUAUAGACACAUGAAGAUCCACACCGGAGAAAAACCAUUCAUAUGCACUCUGUGUGGGAAGAGUUUCAGCCAAUCAUCAUCCCUUAAUCUACACAUGAGGAUCCACACUGGAGAGAAACCAUUCACAUGCACUCAGUGUGGGAAGAGUUUCAACCAAUCAUCAAACCUUUAUCUACACAUGAGGAUCCACACUGGAGAGAAACCAUUCACAUGCACUCAGUGUGGGAAGAGUUUCCGCCAAUCAUCAUCCCUUAAUCUACACAUGAGGAUCCACACUGGAGAGAAACCAUUCACUUGCACUCUGUGUGGGAAGAAUUUCAUCCACUCAUCACACCUUAAUCAACACAUGAUGAUUCACACUGGAGAGAAACCAUUCACAUGCACUCAGUGUGGGAAGAGUUUCAGGAUAUCAUCAUCGCUUUGUAGACACAUGAUGACCCACACGAUAGAAAAACCAUUCACAUGCACUCAGUGUGGGAAGAGUUUCAGCCAAUCAUCAUACCUUAAUAAACACAUGAGGAUCCACACUAGAGAGAAACCAUUCACUUGCACUCAGUGUGGGAAGAGUUUCAGCCAAUCAUCACACCUUAAUCUACACAUGAUGAUUCACACUGGAGAGAAACCAUUCACAUGCACUCAGUGUGGGAAGAGUUUCAUGAUAUCAUCAUCGCUUUGCAGACACAUGAUGACCCACACGAUAGAAAAACCAUUCACAUGCGCUCAGUGUGGGAAGAGUUUCAGCCAAUCAUCAUAUCUUAAUAAACACAUGAGGAUCCACACUGGAGAGAGUCCAUUCACAUGUUCUCAUUGUGGAAAGAGUUUCAGCCACCUAUCACAUUGUAAUAAACACAUGAAGAUCUCUCGGUGUGAGAGAGUAUGUGUGCUUUGAGCAGAGUUGAAACGGCACCAGAGGAUUCACACUGGAGAAAAACCGUACAAGUGUUCACAGUGCAGCAAAAGGUUUACUCACUCAGGAACCCUGAAAACACAUGAGAGGAUUCACACUGGAGAGAAACCGUAGACAUAAUCAUUGUCUUCAGUUUCACUCAUUCUGGGCAGCUUCAGAGACACAUGGGAUGGUUUCUGGUAUGGUGUCGACAGUGUAGCAGCCUAGAAAGAGCACUACCAUACACACAGGCAUUAAUCCCUCUUUUUACAUCAUAUAUGAUAACCUAAACCAUAUUUAUGUAACAUGGAGGGGGACAAAAACAAAAAGGCUAAGACAAAACAAACAUUGAAACCUGAAAAAAAAUGGAAAUCCACAGAUGAAAAAUCUGAGACAGACGGGAUAGCUGAUAGCCUGUCAGCUUGCAGUGCAGCAAUACAUACAGACAUCAAAACUUUCCGGAUGGAUAUAAAAUCCGAUUUAACCACCUUCCAAGAUUCUCUCGCAAAAGACGUGAAAAUGGAACUAAGUAACUUUAAAUAAGAAGUCUAUCAAAAACUUUAUGGCCUCAUUACGGACCUUAACACAACGGCAGAAAAGGUCAACGAAGCGGAGCAGCGAGUUGGAGAAUUUAAGAAGAACGUUGCUGAGAUGAAAGAAAUGCUCAAAUCAUCCAAAUUCAAGAAAAUUUACAAGAGAAACUGUAAAAUCUAGAAACACGCUCCCGUAGCAAUAAUAUUCGAUUUUUGGCAUCCCGGAAGGAAGCGAAGGGAAUAAUAUCCAAGACUUGAUGGAAACGAUUAUUAAAAUGUUACUUGAUGAAUUGGACCUUAAAAUCCAACAGUGUCACCGGGCACUCAGACCAAAACCACCUGCUGACGCACAGCCUAGAUCAGCAGUGGUAUUCUUCCUGGAAUACAAAACAAUGAACCUGGGGCCUCAUGUAUCAACACAAAAACCUAAAAUCUUUGCUUUACUAAUGAUGAAAUAAUGUGGGAAUGUGUGCAGAUCCACCCAACUUCAUGCCUGGCGUAUGCACAUUUCUUGUGUGUGUUUGUUUUAUUUCCAUUGGUGACUCCUAGAGGCAGUUGUGCUAAAUUUCUCUCUACAAAGUGUCUUUGAGCCGUGCAAUAGCAGCUGUAUGAGACAGGUUCAUCUGCAUGUCUAGCAGGUAUAUAAGUGUAACAUAUAUGCUGGAGAUAAACAUUUCGUUCAACAUUC
Danio rerio (zebrafish) is the source of this 3938-nucleotide messenger RNA. Lineage: Eukaryota; Metazoa; Chordata; Actinopteri; Cypriniformes; Danionidae. The record is from RefSeq and is a predicted model, not a curated record.